Messenger RNA from Coprinopsis cinerea okayama7#130, 1917 nucleotides. RefSeq names its product sugar transporter. The record is from RefSeq and is a predicted model, not a curated record. NCBI's taxonomy places the organism in Eukaryota, Fungi, Basidiomycota, Agaricomycetes, Agaricales, Psathyrellaceae. Gene Ontology annotation, molecular function: myo-inositol:proton symporter activity. The transcript is spliced from 12 exons. Gene Ontology annotation, biological process: transmembrane transport. Gene Ontology annotation, cellular component: membrane. Bases 43 to 1917 code for a protein of 624 amino acids.
CACCCGUACACCUCUCGGGCCCUGAACAGAGCCCCGCCGCCCAUGUCUACCGACAAGCAUUUAGGAGAGAAAGCGGGCAGCGAUCAUGAUGAGAAGGUUGUCGCCACUGUGGCUCAUCGCUCGGUCGAUCUCGCCAACAACGUAGAGGCACGGAUCCAGAAUCCGCUGCAUGGUAUCCCGGAGGCUACCCUCCUCAGGCAGGCUGAGGAGUUCGCCAUUGAUCAUGGUUUGGAGGACAAAGUUGACCUCUUCAAGAAGGGCGCCCUCCUCGCUCAAAACCCUGCCGAUUUUGAAUCCAUUCCUGGAAUGACGGAGGAGGAAAAGGAACAUAUCCGGCGGGAGACCACUCAUCGCUGGAGUCAAUCAAAGGCUCUCUACAUGACGAUCGUGAUUUGCAGUUUGGCUGCUGCAGUGCAGGGUUGGGAUCAAACAGGUUCCAAUGGCGCCAACUUGUCAUUCCCCAAGGAGUUUGGAAUUUAUACAGAGGAUGAGAAUGACCCGAACAAGGACAGAUAUGAUUGGAUUGUGGGUAUCGUUAACGCGGGACCCUAUCUCGCCACUUGGGCCAUCGGUUGCUGGCUGACAGAUCCUCUGAACCAUUUCUUUGGUCGACGUGGGACGUUGUUUUGGUGUGGUAUCUUCUGCACGUUCACCGUCAUUGGACAAGGUUUGGCCCAGACCUGGCCUCAGCUUUUCGUUUGCCGACUUCUCCUGGGACUUGGUAUGGGGCCGAAAGCCACCACAUCUCCCGUCUUUGCCGCAGAGAAUGUCCCUGCCAACAUCCGUGGUGGUCUCGUCAUGUGUUGGCAAAUGUGGACUGCUUUUGGUAUCUUCCUCGGCUUCUCCGCCAACUUGGCUGUGCACAAACUAGGCGAUAUUGCCUGGCGCUUAGAGCUGGGUUCUGCCUUCAUUCCUGCCGUACCGUUGACGAUCGGAAUCUACUUCUGCCCUGAAUCGCCGCGUUGGUUGAUGAAGAAUGGACGAUACAAGAAAGCCUUCCGAUCCUUUGUUCGACUCCGGAAUAGCGAGCUGCAGGCUGCUCGCGACAUGUACUAUGUCCAUUGCCAACUGGUCGAAGAGUUCAAGGUCCUGAAGGGCUCCAACUAUUUCACUCGAUUCUACGAGCUCUUUACUGUCCCUCGUGUCCGCCGCGCGACCCUGGCCAGCUGGGUCGUCAUGAUUGCCCAGCAAAUGUGCGGUAUCAAUAUUAUCGCGUUCUACUCGUCCACCAUCUUCCGAAAUGCCGGCUACUCAAUGACUCAAGCUCUUUUUGCUUCCUGGGGCUUUGGAUUGGUGAAUUGGGUCUUCGCUUUUCCGGCGGUGUGGACCAUUGAUACCUUUGGUCGAAGGAACUUGCUGCUGUUCACAUUCCCCAACAUGGCGUGGACACUGCUUGCCGCUGGUUUUUGUUUCUUCAUUCCCGAAGAUAGUCCAGCUCGAGUUCCUUGUGUCGCACUUUUCAUCUUCAUCUUUGCAGCCUUCUACUCUCCUGGUGAAGGACCUGUGCCCUUUACUUACUCUGCCGAAGUCUUCCCUCUGACGCACAGAGAAAUGGGAAUGUCCUGGGCCGUCGCCACGAACUUUUUCUGGGCAUCCGUCCUCUCCCUGACGUUCCCUCGCAUGCUGUCUGCGUUCGGGUCUGUCGGUGCAUUUGGGUUCUACGCAGGGCUGAACGUCAUGGCGUUCAUCAUGAUCUUCUUCCUUAUGCCAGAAACGAAGCAGAGAACGCUGGAGGAGCUCGACUACGUCUUCGCCGUUCCAGUCGCACAACAUGCCAAGUACCAACUGUCGGAAUUCUUGCCUUACUGGAUUCGACGUUGGGUCUUGUUCAGGAAGGACGCCAAGCUCCGACCACUUUACGACUUUGAAGAAGUCGAAGGUCGUCGUGCGAGCGAUGAAAAAACAUCUUCUGUGUAA